Seminavis robusta is the source of this 1500-nucleotide messenger RNA. NCBI's taxonomy places the organism in Eukaryota, Bacillariophyta, Bacillariophyceae, Naviculales, Naviculaceae. The record is from the annotation of a GenBank genome assembly.
AUGUUUCGCUCUCUCAACUCCUCUCGAAUGCUUGUGAUAGUGCUGUGUCUGGCACUGAUCUCUGUGGUUGUGGAUUACCAGGACAAUGCGAUUCUAGGACGGCUGCUGGGCACUUGGAAGGACUAUUGGAAUCCCAGCAACAACAACAACAACAACAAGUCGGAAGUAGCCUCCAUCGCAAUACAUGUAGCAGCAAACAAGUCAAGACCAAUUCAAUCCAAAGAAUCAACAACCACAACAACACCAUUGAUCGUCAUUCCCCCCGCCAAGCUGUUGGCCGCUGACCGACCACGUCCGAAUCUGUGGAUUCACGUGGCGACUUUUGCCGAAGGCUUGGCGUCGUGGAAGAUUGCCUUUACAUCUCUUUUAUCUCUCGCGAAAUACGCCAAUGGGACCUUGGUGGAACCCUGCAUCAAGAAUGGACGCUUGCAAUCGUGUCGCCAUGGCACCGCCUUGCGGAUGGGACAAAUUUACGAUUUGGAACGGGUGCGGCAAAUCUAUCCGCAUGUCGUAUCGUACGAGGAGUUCGAGAAAGCCACAGGUUACCACUACAAUACCAAAAAUCAAGUUCUCGAUAUCCGCCGUCAUCCUUACAACAACAAUACGUAUCAUGCCUGUCUCGUCAAGGCAAAAUCGUCCUGUACAUUCCAGCAGUAUACCGGUAGUACUGCCAAAGGAGGAGAUUCCACCGCUCGCACCAAGGCCACCCACGAAAUACCAUCGACGUGGCAAGAACGACAACAACCCGUGUUGGAAGCGGCCAUUCGCAACAGCCGCCACUCCCCUACCCUACUCGAAAUUCCCAAUUUUACCCGCCGCGCCUUUCGAUUUUGGAAGGAUCACACAACGAAACAAUUGAUACAGGAUACCUUGGGCAUCGACAGUGAACACCUCCUUCAUUUUCAAGACUAUCAUACGCACCAAGUGGAACAAUUCCUGACUCGCUCCCUCCAAUUGCCACCGGGAACACCCUAUGCCGCCCUCCAAUGGCGUCCCGAACUCAUGCACGAAGAUUAUCUUCCGUGUGCUCAGGCCAUUUUGGAAGCGCGUGAUUUGAUCUCCAAACAAGACGAUAUUCACCAUUUUGUCUUACUGUCACCCCUCAGUUUGGUACCCCAAUUGCAAUGGGGUGGUGUCGCCCGAGAAGCGAAAUUGUCGCGCAAUACAUCCUAUCCGUCCCUCCAAUUGUUGUUGGAUAGUGGAUUCACCAAAUUGGAACAAGUCUUGGGGGAUGCGGUGGCGGAUGUUCCCGACGAAGUCUUCUUGGUCAUUUGGGAAUUCCUCUUGGCGCAAAAAGCCACUACGUUUGCUACCUGCAGCGAUUGUCCCGACACGGAGUUUUGCAGCAAGUGCAAUUGGCAAGGCCGUGCCUCCAAAUAUGCCAUUCAUUUGCGUGCCACAGCUGCCACCAAUAAUAAUCAGACUGCCGCCGCCGCCAAGACCCACACGUGUUGGCCUUCACGCAAUAAUAGCACACAAGAACAACAACAAGAUUCGUAA